Molecule: messenger RNA, 3821 nt
Organism: Amphibalanus amphitrite
Lineage: Eukaryota; Metazoa; Arthropoda; Thecostraca; Balanomorpha; Balanidae
Product: actin cytoskeleton-regulatory complex protein pan1-like
Exons: 9
Coding region: 168-3821 (1217 amino acids)
Biological process (GO): double-strand break repair via homologous recombination; positive regulation of transcription by RNA polymerase II; negative regulation of fatty acid biosynthetic process
Cellular component (GO): plasma membrane; BRCA1-A complex; BRCA1-BARD1 complex
Molecular function (GO): ubiquitin-protein transferase activity
Source: RefSeq, a predicted model, not a curated record
GCCUUUUCGAUGGCGCCAAAAAUAAAAACACGGAUUACACGUGGGAGAAUGAGUGGGAAUUCAAUUGUUUUCUCUACUUAGUAUUUAUGGUUACUGUCGUUAGCAUAAGUUGAAUUGAAAAUCGUGUGUAUUUGGGAUUCUGACUGCCGCGCAUUCAAGCAUCAGCUAUGGAGGUUCCAGAGGAAGUCCAUCAUGUCCAGAGGAUACUCUCUUCAAUGCAGAAGACUCUGGAAUGCAGGAUAUGUCUGGACCUGUUCGAUGAACCCUCACAGACCAAGUGCGGCCACACGUUCUGCACCGAGUGUCUCCACCAGCUGACCAAGAAGCCUGCGCCCUGCCCGCUCUGCAAGGAGCGGCUGACGAGGCGCAGUUUCGCCGCCGACCGCCAGGCGGCAGCACUGGCGACGGCCGUCCGCCGGUUGGUCGCAGCAGUACAGGAGGACUGUGGCUUCAAUGUGUCGCCGUCCAAGUUCCGGCCUCGCCCGAGUAUCGAGGCUAUCGAGACAAACCCUGCGCGUCAGACGGUGGCGCCGGAGACAAACCCUGCGCGUCAGACGGUGGCGCCGUCCGCCGACCGCUCCGCCGCCACCGAGCAGCACGGCUCAGCAGCCGCCGGUGGUAAAAAGGCAGCUGCCAAAAACGACGACGAGCUGGACCUCCUCUCGGCCAGUCAGGUGCUCGAGUUUGACGGAGAGCGGGUGGGCGAGUCGCUGGCUCCGCCGCCGCCGCCACUGCCUGCCGACGCCGAGCGGCGGAUCAGCGGCAGAACGCGCGUCAACCUUUGGAUCGGCGAGGCUCGGGAGGCGGGGUUCGGGAUCUCCGAGGUGGAGAGCCCGACGAUCGCCAAGCUGGACAAACUCCGCGAGAAGGACGGCGGUCGGCUGGAGCGUCGCCUGAUGGAGGAGAAGCGCCGACUGGGGGUGGCCCCCCUGGACGACGCGGAGGGCGAGGCCGACAAGGAGAAUCGACUCGAUGUGAGCGGUGCCGAGGGGACCGUCGGCGGCAAGGGCGACGCUCGGAGAGUGGUGGAUGAGAGUGUUGAUGACGGGGACUCGGCGAGGGAACAGGGGUCAACGCCGGCGCCAGCCACCGCGAAACGCUUCUUCAAGGCGCGCGCCUCCGCCGUUGAUGGCACGACGUCAGUGGAGAGGCAGACGCAGACCCAGACGGAAGGAACGGAGACAGCCGAGGAGGAUCCCUACUUCUUCAUCAGCAGUCAGCGCACGCCUCCCAAGAAGAAGAAAAAGAGGCAGCAGCGGACCGACAAGAAGACCAAGCCCUCCGCUGCCAAGAAGCUCACCGUGACGAAGAAGUCCCGGGCGGCGGGCGCCGGUCCCUCGGACGGACCUGCCGCCGAUUUCGACGAGCUCGACGCGGAGGCGGCGGCUAGUCGCCGUCGCGCUCCGCCCCGCCGCGCGCGUCAGGCGGCCGUCCGCGCCGCCGAGUUCCUCGCGCUGCCCGGAGACACCACCCUCAGCCAGGAGAGCGCCGCCGACUCCGACUUCGAGCCUCCUGUGCCGAAAAAGACCCGGCGGGACGCGCCUCGCGCCACCACCCGUGUCGCCGCCAAACCGGCCCCGGUGACGCCGAAACUGCAGCUGGCGCGCGCUGAGCUCGGCACCGCCAGCCAGGAGGUGCGCGUCAUCCAGGAGCUGUUUGAUGACGCCGCGCCGCCGCCGGGUCAGGUGACGCCGCGCGGCGGCCACCGGGACACGAUGACACGUGCCGAGGCGCUCAGGAAGAGCGAGGCGUCGGAGCAGGAAGAGGCGGUGACGCCCAAGUCGGUGACGUUCAGCGAGGAUGUCACGGUGAAGGAGAUACCGCGGGUGCGCCGGGAGGUGGCGGAGAAAGAGGGGAUAGACGGCGAGGAGAUGAGGGAAGUUGCGGAGGGAGAGAGGGAGACGGACCUCCCAGAACGCCCAGUUCAGACUUCACAAACGGGAGGCACCCGGCCGCCCAAACCCGGCCAGCCAGAGCCGCAUAUAACAAAACCAGGAACACCGAAACCACAAACAGCCCAUCGGGAGGCGUCCAAGCCUCCGACAUCAAACCGUCUGUCUGCUGAGAAUCCUACGGCAGCAGGGGAGAACGCUGGGGUUUCAACGGCCGCUGAAGAUGACUCUCUGGCCACCGACCACCCCGGCUCCUCUCAGUGUGAUCUGAGCGCCGGCGAGCUGGCAGCCGCCGGCCUGCCGCCGCCGCCCGCCGCCCGCUCGCCCGGCUGGUCGCGCCUGCCGCGACUCAAGACCUCGUUCGGCCUGAAAGCGGAGCUGAACGUGAAGGGCGGCCGGCGCACGCCGACCAAGGAAGACCGCCACUCUGACGGGCCGCCGCCCAUCGUCCCCUUCGACGCGGCCGACGACGCGCCGCCGUCUCCGACGAGUCGAAUCGACGAGGAGGUGACUGCGUCGAGCGGCGACGACGUGGCGUCGGAGGGAUUCACGGCGAGCCAGCCGAAGCGGAUGGGGAAGAAGGUUCGACAGUAUCGGGAGGCCGUGAAGGAACUGGAGGAUGAGGUGAUGGCGCUGGAGACGGAGACAGAGCGAGGAGGAGGGGGUAGGGCGGGAGAGGUGGUGCCCGAGACAGAGAUGGAGAUGGUAGAGGACGGACCAAACUGUCCAACUGACGCUGAUAUGGAUCGGCAGGAGGCGUCCGGCGAGGCUGUGGAGUCGGCGGCUGGAGGGGGAGAUAUCUCAGACGUUGAGGACGCGGUUGAACUGGAGGGCACUCCGCCGCCUCUGCUGUCGCCUCAGGAACCCCCCUCUGCCUCUGCGCCCCGCCCCCGCUCCUCCCGGUCCUCUGCCCCCUCUGCCUCGGCCGGCGAGCGUCAGACAACCCGACUCAGCUCCCGCGGAACAGUUCCCAGCGCGGAGAGCGAGUCACUGCUCCGCGAGUCACCGCGGCGGGCUGACUCCGAGGUGCCCGCCACUGCGGGAUCUGCGGCGCCAGCACCGGCUCCUCCAACCUCCAGGGCGGCUCCUCCCGACUCCAGGGCGGCUCCUCCACCCGGACCGCCUCCUCCGGACUCUGAGGACUACCAGGUGGAUGUCGGCGUGCCGUCCGCCGGCCGGCGCCGCUCCGGCCGCGGUCAGUCCGGUCGGCUGUCCCGCUCCAGUCCGCGGGGAUCAGCGGCGCACGGCGCGGACAGAGGCGCUGACGAGGACGAGCAGGCGCCCGCUGCCCCGGCCGCCUCCCCGUCGGUCCGCCGGGCGGGGGCGGGGACGGGUCGGCGGCGGGCGGUGCGGGUCCGCCGGGCGGUGCCCAGCCGUCGGCUGCUGGUCCGCCUGCUGGCCGGCCAGCGGCGACUCACAGCGCUGGUCGGACGGCUGACCAGCGAGCUGAGCAGGGCUAGCAGCGCGCAGACCGGACCGGCAGCGGCCGCCGGCGUGCAGGCCGUGCUGGCGGCCGUGGCGCAGGCCCAGGCGGCCACCGCGGCGCUCAGGUCUCCGUCCGCCCGGAGGUACUCCUCUGCGCGGGCGGCCGCCGGCGGCGCCUCCCUCUCGGUCGUCACCCCGGCGUUCAGUCCGUCCCGCCGCCGGGAGUCCGCCCGUCGGACCACCCCCACUGCCACUGCUGGGGCGGCGGCCACACCGGACAGGACAGAGGCUAAGGAAGCGGCUGUGGCGCGGGACUGGCUCUGGAGCCUUCGCGCCGGUCCGCGCGCCGCUCCCUGGCUGCUGAUGUUGACGCCGAGGUUACCCCCGCUGCUGGUGGAGCUGCUGAGGAUGCUGCCGGCGCUGAUCACUCUUCUGAACCCCCAGCAGCCGGGGAGGAUCUUGUGCCGCCGUCCCAGUCCUCCCCCUCGCCUCGCGGUGAGCUGA